This is a messenger RNA of Meloidogyne enterolobii, 1260 nucleotides long. NCBI's taxonomy places the organism in Eukaryota, Metazoa, Nematoda, Chromadorea, Rhabditida, Meloidogynidae. The record is from the annotation of a GenBank genome assembly.
UCCUCUUUUUUUUCUCCUUGCAACAUCAAAUUAAAUUUUUUAAAAUUUCUUUCCCUAAUGAAUCAACCAAAUAAUAUUUAUUUGGAAGAAAAGUGCGAUGAGGAAGACGACGAAAUUCAACAAAUAAUUUUAAACAACCAGAAAAAUUUUGAAAGGGGAAAUUUAAAGAAAAUUUCUCAAAGUAUUUCGGCACAUGCUAACUUGGAUUUCCAAUUUAAACAUAAAAAGCUUUUGGAAUUGGAUGGUAGAGAGGAGGAGGAGAAUAAAAUUACGAAUAAAUUAAAUUUCGAAAAUGGUUGUCAUGUAGAUGAGGAGGACAGCGAUGAAGAAUUUUUCGCAGCACAUUCUUCGCUAAUUCCUCUACGAAAAUCCAAGUCCGCGUUAGCUGGGUUUACCUCUCAUCUUGGUACUUCCGCUUCUCAUUCAAAGCCGCUUCUCUGUUCAAAAAUAGUUAAAGAAGGUAUUAAUGACAGUCAAGAAGAAAUUAUGGAAAUGAUAGAUUUGCGUAAAGGAGACAUUUUACAGUUCCGCAUCGAGGAUGAACUCAAAAACAACCGAAAACAUUCGGAUAAUAUAGCUGGCUGUUCUCCAUCCCAAUAUUCACCCAUCCAAACUCUUCCCACAUCUCCUGAACCGCAGAGCCAACACCAACUAGAACAAGAUUGUUGGUCAGCCCCAGCAUGUCCAAAUGACUCCCCAGAUUCUUUUGAAAUUGGGGAGGGUGAUGAAGAAUAUUCUAAAGAUUUGAACAUGUUAUCUUCUGAAAAGCAAGACUUGAAUUAUCGAAAAGAAAGUAGCUGGUCGGCCCCCGGCCAAUUUAACAGUGAAAUGAUUGAAAUACCAAUGCAAAAUGAGAAGAAAGAGGACAAGAUUGAUGGAGAAAAGUUGAGGAAAAAGGAUAUUUUUACCGGUAAUGAAAGCAACGAUUUGAUCCCUAUGGCGGAUGAUGAUGGAUCCAAUACACCAAAUUAUGCUUCUUUACAUGGUGGAUAUCUGACUUUACCUCCCGGUUUUAAAUGUCACUCAGCUGUUGAUAAUUCAAAAUUAUCCGAUACAAUGAACUCUUCAUUCUCUUCCUACUUUUCCGACGACGAAGAUGAACAGAGUCCUGAUUUAUUCCAUUCCCAAAGACGUAAACGCCAACAAUUAAUGCACCAUUCAGCAGCAAUGCGUCUUUGUAAGCGUGGAAGUCCUCCUUUUGCCCAGGCAAGCGAAAUCCGAUUCCUAUUUACAAAUCUAAUUUUUAGAUUGAUUUACUAA